CUUACGUGUACUCGACGAAACCAGAGUGAUUUAAACAUUUUAUAAUAUUACGUUACGUCACAGAAUGACCGACUGUCCGAAAUCACAGUGGAUUCUCAUCUUAAUUCUCUGCAUCGUUCAAAUAGUCACCGGUAAUUAUGGUUUAUGGGCAGAUUGGUGGUCGUAUGAAGGUAUAUCAGGUCCAGAGUAUUGGGGUUUGCUGUAUCCCGACUGGCUGCUAUGUAGUAAAGGAAGGAACCAAUCACCAGUAAACGUUGAUCCCAAAACCCUGUUAUUUGACCCCAGUCUAGAUCACAUAAUGUUUAAAGGGAAUGAGUUUACGGGCUAUCUUGUCAACAAUGGCCAUGAUAUUACCUUCGACAUAGAAGAAUUACGAUGGAAAGGGGUGAAUAUAACAGGAGGCCCUGUCUCUUAUAAUUACAGAAUUAAAGAAAUACGACUUCAUUUUGGAACCGAUGAUAGUUAUGGUUCCGAGCAUUCCAUAAAUGGUAAAUCAUUUCCUGCAGAGAUUCACAUAAUGGCCUAUAACUCGGAUUUAUAUUCUAAUAUCACUGAAGCAGAGAAAUCGCCCAGGGGAAUGUUGAUACUAGCUAUCUUUGCUCAGACUACAGAUGUGACACAUGGCGAAUUUGAAAUAUUAGUUAAUGCCAUGAAUAAAACCAAAUAUAAAGACAGUACCAAAGUUAGAGAAUUUUAUCUCUCACGUCUGCUUCCACCAACAGAUUAUUACAUCACUUACGAAGGUUCUUUAACUCAUCCGGGUUGUUAUGAAACAGUAACCUGGGUUAUUUUAAAUAAACCAAUAUACAUCAGCAAAAAACAGAUAGAUACAAUGAGAAAAUUGAAUCAAGCUGGUCGUAAGAACCCACAAAUGUUAAUGGCGGGUAAUUUACGACCUCGUAAAGACGUCAAUCAACGAACAAUCAGAACUAAUAUAAAUUUUCAUAACCAUAAAUGUUCAAUGGUCCAACAUAUGUAUUAUUCAGUAAAUAAUAAAUACGCGGAAACGUGACGGGCCAAAUCUUAAAAGAUGCCUUAUAAGGUUAAAAUCUACGUCACUUGGAAGGGAGAUGUACAUUUGAUUCAUCAUGAUGUUGAUUGUGAAGGAGAUGGUCGAUAUAACUAUUUGGAGGAGAUUUAUUUACUUCCUCUACAGUCAACAUGCAAUAUGAUGACGAUGUGCAAAAAAGGUUGCCAAACAAUCAAAACUAUAUCAAUAGCUUUUUAAACGAAAAAGGAAUCCAGAGUGCUUUAAAUUCUGUUAGCGCCUUAAAUGUGUGAAUGAUUAGGAUGGAGGUCUAAAUGAGACAAUUACAACGAAUUUAUCGAGUAUUACCGUGACUGCUUAUUUCAAGAGAAUUUGAGCUGCGACACCUACGAACAAUUUGAGCUGCGACACCUACGAACAAUUUUUUUUAAUCAAAAACGGUGCCGAUCAUUCAUUUUUGAUAUCUUAGCCCCGAGUGAUUUUGCUUUUAGACAAACAAAUUAAAAUUACGUGUUGUGUUGUGAAUUAUUUGUGUGUGUGUGAUUAAAUCUAUAAUAGAGUUUGCUGUGAAUUUGAAGCUGUGUCUAUAAUGUGAACAGAUUCAUGUGUUACUUAUUUCAAGCCAGUGUAUCAAUUUUAAAACUUGAUAUGGCCGUGUUUUAGUUUUCCAAAACAAACGAAACGAAUGGUUUUUAAUUGUUCUUUUGAUGACAAUUAAAAAUGUGAUCACAAAACAAUUCACGUUUAAUCUGACAGUGAAUAGAAAAAAUAGUAGAAAAUUAUUAUAUUGUAUAUUUUCACUCUAAAUGGCUUUAUUGAA
Molecule: messenger RNA, 1808 nt
Organism: Patella vulgata (common limpet)
Lineage: Eukaryota; Metazoa; Mollusca; Gastropoda; Patellidae
Product: putative carbonic anhydrase-like protein 1
Exons: 12
Coding region: 65-1012 (315 amino acids)
Molecular function (GO): zinc ion binding; carbonate dehydratase activity
Source: RefSeq, a predicted model, not a curated record